Molecule: messenger RNA, 927 nt
Organism: Setaria italica (foxtail millet)
Lineage: Eukaryota; Viridiplantae; Streptophyta; Magnoliopsida; Poales; Poaceae
Exons: 2
Coding region: 54-602 (182 amino acids)
Source: RefSeq, a predicted model, not a curated record
AGCAGAGGCAGAGAGAGAGGGAGAGGGAGAGGGGGAGGGGGAGAGAGAGAGAGAUGGGUUCUCCAGUGCCGCUCCGUCCCCUUGCUCUUGCCUGCUUCAUCUUCCUCUGUUCAUCCUUCUGGGCAGCAAAUGGGAUGUACGGUAGGGUUGGUGCGGCGGCGGCGGAGGUGGAGAGCAGGAGGAGGAUGCGGCUGCACACCGACGGGAGCCGCGGCGACGCGCACGCGUGGCCGGGGUACCUCUACACCCGAGCAGUUGGGAGAUGCACACCCCAGUUCUGGAGCAGUGGAGCUGAGCCGUGGCCAAACAUCGUUCCUCAGGAAGCAGCUGUGUCAAAGGUCUUUGGCUCCAGGUCCGUUGAGAGAUACGGACCACGCCUCACCCUGCUGGAAGCUACCAUGAGAACCGACGACAUCGGUGGCAGUGCCUUUGUGAAGCUCGUGAAGCAAGGAAGUGCUGCUCUCCUCAAUGCCUACACGAGGAGAGGUUUCCCUUUUGAUUCCUGGGAGGUGAAGGCCUUGCUGUUAGAGGCGCUAGUGUCUGAGGAGGUGGCUGCAGUCCAGGCAGAACGAUUUGAGCAGGCGAAUGAGUCCUGCGUUUGAUGGAUGAAAUGAUGAUGAUGCUGGAGCUUCUGUCCCUGCUUGGAAGCUGUAUCAGAAGGGCGAUAGUGUAUUGUGUUUGUAGUAGGUCACCUCUUCUGUGACUUUGGUGUUGAGGUCUCUGAAGCAGGGCCCUCUUUUCGUUGGCAUAAUAUUUCUCUAGAUGCAGGGUAAUGGUGUUUGUGUAAGGUUAUGCGCAUUGAUGUGCAGGCCCUAAUGUAUGCAUUGUACUUUUGGUAUUGCAACGAACCUACAUGGACUUGUACACAUUUGUCUAGACUAUAUAAUGAAAUCCUUGGCAACCCCAUGGGUAUGUCGUUCCAUAAUA